Molecule: messenger RNA, 3876 nt
Organism: Ochotona curzoniae (black-lipped pika)
Lineage: Eukaryota; Metazoa; Chordata; Mammalia; Lagomorpha; Ochotonidae
Exons: 5
Coding region: 132-2027 (631 amino acids)
Source: RefSeq, a predicted model, not a curated record
CAUGCGCUCGGGACAGAGGCCUGGCGGAAGCCAAGAUGGCGUACGAGUGGUCGCCUGGCCGCAGUUGGCGCCUUGUCAGUAUCUGAGAGGGGUGUUUGGGAAGGGGUUGUGGAAAACUCCCGUUCGCCGCCAUGGCCCGACAUCGGAACGUCAGAGGCUAUAAUUAUGAUGAAGAUUUUGAAGAUGAUGAUCUAUAUGGUCAGUCUGUGGAGGAUGACUACUGUAUUUCUCCAUCAACAGCUGCUCAGUUUAUUUACUCACGACGUGACGAACCUUCAGUUGCUGAACCUGUAGAAGACUAUGAUUAUGAAGAUCUGAAACAACCUUCCAACUCUGUUUUAAGCCAUCAGCUAAGUGAAAUUGAUCAAGCUCGUCUUUACUCAUGCCUUGAUCACAUGAGAGAGGUACUUGGAGAUGCUGUGCCAGAGGAAAUACUGAUUGAGGCGGUACUGAAAAAUAAGUUUGAUGUACAGAAGGCUUUGUCAGUGGUUCUAGAACAAGAUAACCUGCCAAAUUUGAAGGACAAGAGUGAUGGAGUAGUAUCUUCAGGAAAGACAGCAAAAGGAGUCUUAUUUUCUUCCUCUGAAGUUUCAGCCAAUAAUACUCAAAAUUCUUACUGUCAAUCAGGAAAGCAUUUGAAUUGCAGUAGCAGAUCCUUUGAUUUAUCUAGUUCAGUAGCAAAAUAUGGAGUGUAUCAUAAGCCUUCAAUGGUACCAAGUCACUAUUUACCCCACAGAAAACAGAAACUUGAAAGACCCCAAAGUGAAAAGAAACUAGAAUCAUGUAAGUUAACAAGAGAGCUUUCAGUAGCUGACUUAAUUCAUAAUACACCGAGAGAUUUGUGCACAAGUCAGCCGCCAGUCAGAUUAUCAUCCAAAGAUAGUUUGGAAAAUCUGCUUUCAAAAAAUUCACAUGCUAAUUUGUUGAGCCAUCAAGUAUCGGAAUGUGUUUCCAAAGAUGAUUCUGCAUUCAGAGGAAUACCAGACUUACAGUCAUUAAUGAUAAAGAACACACCACCUAAUAACUCAAAUAAUUUACCACCUGAUUUCCAAAACAUUCCAGAACAAAGGAAUUUAGCAAGUUUAAAUAAUCAUAUACAGUUAACUAGCUCAUUGGAAAAUAUGACUCUUGAUAAUCUAAAUACUGAUAAAGAGACUGAGCUUGGAAGUGUUUCUUUGGUUGGGCCAAGUGCCAAGAAUCACAUUUUAAAAAAGGACAGUUCACAGUUGUCCCAGCAUGGAAGUACAUCCCUGGCUGAACUGUUUCAGGAACAUCAAGAGACCAGUCCAAGUCAAUGUUUAACUUUAUCUGAUCUUUGUAGCCAGCACUCAUCUUCCAGUUUCUCAGAUUUAAGUUUGGGAUCCUUUCCCUUGUCACAGUUGGCAAACCACUGUCAGUCUUCAACUGAAAUAUCAGAGUUAUCAGGAUCUCUGUCAUCUUUGGCAUUUCAUAAAACUUCUCCUGCAAGAGACCUUGAGAAUUUGUCACUUUCUGAUUUGAUUGCAGAAACAAUUGCUGUAGACAGCUCUCAGAUUAAGAAAGAUUCUUUGGAGCGAGGUUCAUCUGAAAUGAAAUCUCCUGGGAUAAAUUCAAAUAUUGAUCUUAGUGUCCUUAUAAAAACAUCAGAUUUUGUUCCAAAGCCUGUGGUAGAUGAAUUAGUUCCUCCAACAUCAGGAACCAAAGUUUUAAGUUCAAGGGUAGGGAAAAAUUCCAGUUCCACUAAGGAUGUUAAGAAAAACGAAAAAGGCUCUCUGAGUAGAAGAACACCAUUUUCCGUUUCUUGGACCAAGGCCCUUGCUGCUAGACCUUCAGCUUUUGCUUCAACACUGUGUCUUCGUUACCCACUGAAAGGCCACAAGCGACGUGCCAUUGACCUCUACAAGACUUUUCUUUAUAGUAGACAGGUCCAGGAUGUAAAGGACAAAGAAAUAAGUCCUCUGGUAGCAAUAACACCAUUUGACUUCAAAUCACCAUCUCCUGAUGACAUUGUAAAAGCUCAUCAAAAGCAAGCAUUUACUAGAGAAUAGUAACAAAAGGAAAAUCUCAUCAUUGUUGUAGAGCUUUUUAUUUAACAUUAAUGUAGUCUUUAUAGGAUCACUUCAUAUUAUGGGAUUCAAGUUGUGAAUUUUAUAUUAAAAUUAUCUUAGGUCAGUUGAUAAUAUGUUUUUGCACUGAAAUGAUUGUUUUUACUCUUGUUUGGUAAUAAUUGUCUAACUUGUUAGCCUUUAAUGAGUGUAUGUUUACAAAGGGCAUAUGAACACUUGAUAUUGUGAAAUCAGACCUCAGAUAUUUUUGUUUGAUAUUCAAUUUGUAAGUUUUAAAAUGAGCUAUUUUCCUCUAUGCAGUAUUUUUGUGCUUUAUUCUUUAUAAAAAAAGCCAACAUGAGAUUAUUAUAGUUUAGUAUGAGGGUUAUCUUAUGUGUGGUAUAGCAUAGCUGAGAUAGAAUUAUAUUUUAAAAGUAUUGUUGACAUCAUUCCCAGUAUCAUUAUUUUUCUGUAGGUGAAUACAAAAAUUUUUCUAUUAGAAAAAUCUUUAAAUUCCUGACUUAAGAAUACCGUGGAGGCUGUUGAAAUACAUUUUUGAUGAAAAUAAAAUGAAAAUCUUUUAAGGGACCAUGUAAAUAUCGAAGUUGGAUUUAUACAGAAAUUAUUUUUAUACAUUUUUGGGAUGGUUUGUCAUAAGUGUGUAUUUUAAAAUAAAUACAUACAAAGUGUUUUCCAGUAUGGCUGCAUUUUGUUUGGAUAGAUAAUCUUACCAAGUAUCUUUAGCUUUCUUUUUUACAUUAAGCAAUGAAAGGUGAAAUUCUCCUUUUUGCUACAGAUGGCUGUGUGCUCUGCAAUGGUAGUUUCAGAUUGGCCAGAUCAAAUAAGAGCUCUUCAAGUUUGUAGAAUAAUAUAUUUCAUUUGUGUCUUAGACUUAAAGAACUUGUCCACAACAAGCAUUCAGCAGGGGGAAGGGAAUGUUAUCAGAAUACAGGUGCUGUGGUUUCACUAGGCCUGCUGACAGUCCUUGAGUGUGUACGUUCACAAUGAUCGCCAGGUAGUGCCGAUGUGUACUUAUGUUGGAAGUACUGCUUUAGAGAAGGAAACCACUGGAGUGAAAUUAGUAAUGCUAAGAAUAAAGCAAGAUUCAUAAUUAUAGAAUUUAGGAAUACCAAAGAAAGUUGCUAAUUAGGGAUUAUGAUCUUUUGCAUAAAAUGAUGCAGAUAUUAAUAGUUCUUGCCAAAAAAUAUUUCUUAACUGAAAAUGAAACAGCCUUUUCCCAGCAAAGAAAUAUUUUUCUCUGGCAGCUGUGUCAUUAUGCAUUUCAUUUGUUUUUGACAUUCCUUCUGGUUUUUAGAAUAACAUUUCAAUAAUCUUAGCCCUGUUUUAUGUUUUUGUAUUUAGCAUUCUGCUGGAAAAAGAGGGCUCAGUGUGUCUUCAUUAUUCUUGACCAAGCACUUCUUGAUUUUCUGUGAUGUCUUCAGAUUUUGUUUGUAAUUGCUAUUUCCAAACACGUAAUACUGAUGAUAAAGAGAUUGUAAAAAUAACAAGCUGUAUUUUAUGAUCGAUUUUAAAACUUGAAUUACCCCAGCUGCUGAAUUUGUUUUUUUAAUCUUGAGCGUUGAUCAGACAUUUUGGUAAUUUUGAGCUAUUAGUAUGUGUCUCAUCUACUAGAUUUAUAUAUAUACAGGCUCUUAUUUUGAAGUGGAUUGUAUCCUAAGAGUUUGUAACUGACAAUAAUUCUUGGCAGAUUAAGUGCCAUGUAAGUGGUCACUUUGCACAUGACUCCACAAUAUUUACUUAUUCCUUAUUGAAGUUGAUUAGAGGUAUUAUUUUACCUUCUUGUAACAAACAGAUUUUUAAGUGGAAAUAAACUAGUAUUUAAGCCAUGUAA